AUGGCCCGCCAGGCCGUCUCGUCCGGUGUGAUGCCCUCGAAUCGCCCGGCUGACGGUGCUCCGGCACCGCCAGCAGACCCUGCGUAUCCUGCAUCGACUGCUGCUCCGCGAAAGAGACGGAAGAGAACGGCAGGCAGCGGUGCGGCCGAAGACUGCUUCACCUGUGCCAGCCGCGGCACCAAGUGUGACCGACGACGUCCCUAUUGCACGCAGUGCCUCGACCUGGGCAAAGACUGUUCGGGAUACAAGACCACCCUGACCUGGGGCGUUGGAGUCGCCAGCCGUGGAAAGCUUCGCGGGCUCUCGCUCCCCGUGUCGGGAGGCCAGGCCGUUGCACCGCAGAAGCCUCGCAAGCAGAGCACCUCCGGAAACGAGGCCAAGCCCCAGCAAUCUCGAAGCAAACAGGAAUCUUCUGCAGACUCAUCAGAGACCGUAUCGGCGACCCAGAAGACGGAGACACAAUCUCCACCCUCAGAUCCAAUGACCAAUCCCCCCGUGCUCGACGGACUUCCUCCACAGCCCCCCUUCUCUCAACCCGGACUGGUCAUCAGCGAUCCCUUCCCCAAUCAACUUUCUUCGGAUGGCGGCGGCGUGUGUGUACCUGACUAUCAACAAGGGAUUUCCAGCACGUCAGGAGACCUGAGUGCACAGCCAUGGGUUCCGGCGCUCGACACUUCGACCGGCUAUCAACAACAGACCGGCAGUCUUUCGAUCGAACCGAAUCCGGCUCCCGUGCUGGCGGAGUGGCCACCCGCUGUCACCGGCAAGCGGCGCGCAGCAGACGAAGAAGAAGACGACGACGUCGUCGAGCAAGUGUACUCCGAGUCGAGUGUUUACUCGAACCAGUCCCCCGUCUCGACCUAUUCGCAAAGCUCGUGGUCGUUCCUCCAGAGCCCGUUUGCCAUCUCGCUCCCGGACUUGCUCUUGGAACAGUCUGUCGGACGCACACCCCGAAUCCGAUUCCUGAUUAGCUACUUUGUUGAGGUCAUUGCGCCCGUGAUUGUGGCCUUUGACAGCCCGACCAAUCCAUAUCGCACCCGCAUCCUGCGCUUGGCGCAGCAGAGCGAGACGCUCCAGCAUGCCAUCGCGGCCCUGGCGGCCAGCAAUUUGAGGCAGAGACGGGAGGCCAAGAUCAUGUCCACGGAGAGGACAGAACCCGCCCGCAUGUCGUCCAUCGCGCACCGCGCCUUGACCGACACGUCCUUCCAGGAUCGGUACGGGAUCCGGGACCCCCAGGAUCCGACCCGGGAGGAGCUUUACCACAAGUCCAUGGCCAUCAAGUCGCUGAACGCGCAGCUCGCCGAUCCGGUUCAGCGCCACCAGGACUCGGUGCUGGCCACCUUGCUCAUUCUGUGCCUGUUCCACAUCUGUGAGACGGGAGUGGCCCAGUUCCAGACGCAAUUCGCGGGGGUUCGCAAGCUGCUCGCGAUGCGACGUCGUGGGCGGGGGAUCCAGUCGGAAGAGGCGCGAUGGUGCACGAGGAUGUUUACGUGGUUUGAUGCCUUUACGGCCACGAUCAACAACCGCGAGGGCCAGCUCCAGGGAGCGUACUUGGACAUGGCCUGCUUGUCGGACGAGGAAUGGGCGAUGGAGAAUCUCGCCGGCUGCGAUGGACGGCUCUUCAAGAUUAUCGCGCGACUGGGUCGCUUGAACAUGCUCAGCCAGCGCCGGCCGGUCGAUUCAUCAGCCGGCAACAACGUUUUCGCUGCCACGCCCAUUGUGCCUCCGUCGUUGAGCCAUUAUACUACCAUGAAUACGCCGCCGCCGUCGGCCGUGCCCGUCGAUGGCGCGGCUGAUCCCUUCGCUCCGUGGCCGCCAGGGUGUCAUCAUCCGUCCGACCAGAGCGACCGUGCCGAGUUUUGGGCCGAGUGGCACUCGGUGCGUCAGCAGCUCGAGUCGUGGCGACUGGACACGACUGCUUUUGCGGGAGGAUAUGACGCGUCUUGGUCACCGAACUCGUGCGCAUCGUCGGCGACCUUCAGCCCUCCUCUGUCUCCGACAUCAGCGUAUUUCGUGGCGCCCUCCAACUUUGUCGAUCUGUCCAACAUCUCGGAGUCGUUCCGGUACUCGGCGCUGCUGUACACGGAACGGCUUGCCUUUCCCGACAUUCCAUCGAGCCACCCGCGCAUUCAGUCGCUGGUUCUCACGGCGCUGCAUUAUAUAUCGGCGGUGCAUUCCGAUGUGUACCUGCUAUGGCCGCUGUUCGUGACGGGGGCGGAGUGCGUCUACGAUGAACACCGGGAGCAAAUUCGACGGCGAUGCAAGGACAUCCAAAAGGACUCGGGGUUCUUCAACAACAUCUCGUGUCUGGAGCUGCUGGAGAAGAUCUGGGCGAAGAAUCCCAGCAUCAAGGCGGGUGACGAUCUAUCAACCAGCAAUUUCGGGGGGCUGUCGAGUAGCCCCGUGUCGAACGUGCGCGAGUCGAGCGAGUGGCAAGCGCCGAAUUCGACCAAGUUGUGUCUUCGGCCGAGCAGUGGAUUCAAGUGGCGCAGCAUUAUUGAAAACGAAGGCUUGGAUGGGGAGUAUAUGGUUGUAUAG
Molecule: messenger RNA, 2538 nt
Organism: Rasamsonia emersonii CBS 393.64
Lineage: Eukaryota; Fungi; Ascomycota; Eurotiomycetes; Eurotiales; Trichocomaceae
Exons: 2
Coding region: 1-2538 (845 amino acids)
Biological process (GO): positive regulation of transcription by RNA polymerase II
Cellular component (GO): nucleus
Molecular function (GO): zinc ion binding; transcription cis-regulatory region binding; DNA-binding transcription factor activity, RNA polymerase II-specific
Source: RefSeq, a predicted model, not a curated record